This is a messenger RNA of Dermatophagoides pteronyssinus (European house dust mite), 3753 nucleotides long. RefSeq lists its product as uncharacterized. Gene Ontology annotation, cellular component: cytoplasm. Gene Ontology annotation, biological process: intracellular signal transduction; protein phosphorylation; microtubule cytoskeleton organization. Gene Ontology annotation, molecular function: tau-protein kinase activity; ATP binding. The record is from RefSeq and is a predicted model, not a curated record. NCBI's taxonomy places the organism in Eukaryota, Metazoa, Arthropoda, Arachnida, Sarcoptiformes, Pyroglyphidae.
GUUCGACUAUUGUGACAGCAAUGAGUAAACAUAAUGUGUGCACGAAGCAUUCGGGAUCUUUUUUCCUUUGUUUUUUCUGUUUUUGUUUGUUUUUUUGAUUCUUUUGAAUCAGUCUUUUCCCGAAUUGAAUUAAUCCUCUUCAUUUUUCUUUUUCGCUCGCAACUCAAAAGAUGACCAUGACUAAAACAGCAUCGACGACGACGGCGACCACCAAUCGAAUAAAUCAAGUGGGUGUUCAUCAUCAUCAUCAUCACCAUCAACAACAACAAUCGAUUAUACCGAUGACCAAUUCAACCACCACCACCACCACCACCAACGAUGAUAAUAUUGAUGUUGAUGAUGAUUGUGAUGGUGAUAGUGGUCUUAAUCAGGAUAUCGAUCAUCAUCAUCAUCAUCACCAUGAUGAUCAUCACGAUGAAGACAUUAAUAAAAUUAGAAAAAAACAUUGUUCACAAUCACCUACGCUUACGCCUACGAUUUCAUCAUCCGCAUCAUCCACAUCUUCAUCAUCGCCAUCGCCAUCGCCAUCGCCAUCAACAUCACCACGAUCAUCCAUUUUGGCAAAAUUGAUUGACAAUAAAAAUAAUCAUUUAUUUAGUGAUAAUAAUGAUAGUAUUAGCAGUAACAACAGCAGCAGUAGCAGUCAAAAUAGCAGCUGUAGUAAUCCAGCUUCAACAUUAUCACAAUCACAUCAACAUCAAGAACAACAGCAAUUAUCAUCCAACAUUCGACAAAUUGAUGGUAAAAUGCAAAAAUCAUCACCAACACCACCACCACCACCGCCACCCAUAACAAUUCCAAGACGUUCCCGUCAACGAAAACCUGUUGAUCUAAAUAAUAACAAUCGAAAAUCAACAAUCGAUACAUCGAUUGUUUUAUUGAAAAAGGAAAAAAUUACCCGAUUAGAUAUGGUACCGGAUAAUGAUGAUGAACAAAAUCGAAAAGAAGAAAUAUUAACACCCGUUGAAAUUGAUUCAUUUAACGAUGGUGGUGUUAAUGGUCAAACAAAUAAAAAGAAAAAAAUCAAUCAAAAAUCAAUGAUGGAUUGGAAAUUAAAAUUAACAAAAGAAUUGGAUCUUUAUCAACAGAUACUUAUUGAACGACAACAACAACAACAAUCUAGUCAUUCGGCAGAAACAAAUCGACAAAAUCGUAAUGUAAAAUCAAAUGUCAAUCAUCAUCAUUGUCAUUGUCAUCAUCACCAUCAUCAUGCUCAUUGCCAUCAACAGCCUCAUCAUCAUCAUCAUCAUUAUCAUCAAAAAUCGACGAAACCAUUGAUGAAAUCCAAUUCGAAUUCGAAUAAACAAGAUUCAUUGGGUGAUUCGUCUUGGGAAGAGACGACGACAACAUCGAAUACAUCCGAACCUGCCAAUAACGUUAUCAUUACUACACCCCCGACAACAACAACAACAACAGAAUCGAAUGAAAAAAAAUCAAAAAAACCUACAACAUUUUUACGUGGAUCGAGAUCUGCAUCAUCACAAAAAUCCACAACAUCAUGGUCAAAACCUAAUUCACAAUCGACAAAGAAUCCCGUAACGGCUAAAAGACGUAGUGCAAGUUUUAAUAAACAACAACCAAAUGUUCGAAUAAUAACACCAUAUGAACGGAUUCGACAAUCACUACAGAUGGAUAAAACAUGGCAAAAAGAGAUUGCAUUCGGUAGACGUAUCGGUCUUUAUCGGUUUCGUGGUGAUAUUGGUAAUGGUAAUUUUUCUCAGGUUAAAAUAGCCAUUCAUUCAUUGACUAAAGAAAAAGUUGCCAUAAAAAUUCUGGACAAAUCACGUCUGGAUAUGAAAACACAGAAAAUGUUGGCAAGAGAAAUACGUACAAUGGAAACAUUACAUCAUCCAAAUUUAAUACGGAUUUUCGAAGUUAUUGAAUCAUUUAGUAAACAUUUUUUAAUUAUGGAAUUAGCACCUGGUGGUGAACUAUUUCAAGUGAUCUCAACAAAUGGCCGUUUUUCUGAAUUAGAAGCUAAACAUUUUUUUGCACAAAUUAUUAGUGCCAUUGAUCAUAUGCAUCAACAUAACCUUAUACAUCGUGAUAUUAAAGCAGAAAAUGUAUUCUUUUCCGAUCCAAUAACAGUAAAAGUAGGUGAUUUUGGUUUUUCCACACGUAUCACAUCCCGUGAUGAAUUGCUAUCAACAUUUUGUGGUUCACCACCAUAUGCUGCACCGGAAUUAUUUCGUGAUGAAUCAUAUCGUGGACCAUAUGUUGAUUAUUGGGCAUUAGGUGUAUUGCUUUAUUUUAUUGUUACCGGUAUGAUGCCAUUUCGUGCACAGAAUAUUAUCUCUUUAAAGAAAUUGAUACUUGAUUGUCAUUAUGAUAUACCGAACUAUGUUAGCCUCGAAUGUUGUCAAUUGAUCAAUGGAUUUCUACAAUCGGAUCCAUUAAAACGUUUUACAUUAGAUCAAGCUCGUCAUACCCGAUGGUUACAAAAUCAAUUAAAUCAACGUAGUCUACCAAAAUAUGAUCUAAAAUCAUCAUAUGGUAAAUUGAUUCGACAUAGAAAAAUGUCCACUGCUGUUGUAGCAUCUGAAUCGAUUGAUAAUGCUGAUCAUCAUCAUAAUGAACAAUAUCCACCACUAAAUGAUGAUGAAAAAGAAACAUUUCAUCAGCUUAUGUUACUUGGAAUUGAUGAAAAAAUUUUGAAUGAUCAUAUUGAUAAAGGUUCACAUAGUCAUAUUGUUGGAACAUUUCGAAUAUUGAUGCAUCGAAUUCUACGACAAUCAUCCAAUGAACGACAACAACGUAAACAAUCAUCAUCAAAAUCGAAUGAUAUAACUACUAUUGGUGGUGAUCAAUGGAAUCCAAUUCGUCGUACAACCAGUAUGAGUGUUGCACCAUUAGAACGAAUUCGUGCACAUUAUGCAAGAAAAAUUCCAGCCACCAAGCUUGUUGAUGCGAAUAGUAAAUGUCCAAAAUUGAAUGAUAAAUCAAAGAAUUCAAAACAAUUAACCAAAACCACUGAAUCUUCGAAUGAUUCUACGGAAAAAUCACGUUUACAAAAAAUUCAUAAUGCUAUUAAUCGAACAUCAACACCGCCAACGCCACUACCACCAUCAAAAUCGGAUGAUCAGCAGGUAAAAGAAACAAUCGAAAUGAAAAAAGAUCCAAAACAAAUGAAGAGUGUAUUGACAAAACAAGUAUCGGAAUCAAAUUCGCCUGUACAAGAAAAAGAAUCGAAACAACAACCAUCAUCGAGAAAAUUUCUUGAAAAUUGUAUCAAAAAUGAUAAUCAACAUUCGAAUACAGUAUCAUCUCGUUUAUCACGUUCAUUUCGAACAUUGAAACAAUUAUUAACUGAAAAUAAUAUCUGUGGUAAUAAUCAUCAUACAACUGUAGUCCAACCACAAACAAUUAAUAUUGGUGGUAUGAAUAAUAAACCACAUGUUAUACAUAAAACAACAACAUUACAGAUUAUGCCACGUUCGAAUCCCGCCAAAGCAACAGCGAAUCCUUUGUUAUGGCCGUCGAAUUCCAAAACCGGUGGUGGCGGUGGUGGUGGUAAACUUUGGCGUUCACAAACAACACCCGAUGUAUCAUUAAUUGAUGGUACAAUGUGUAUCGGUAAUCAUGCUCAUCAUCAUCAUAAUCAUAAUAAUAAUCAUCGAACAUUACCUUGUUAUCAUUGUGACAAUCAACAUUAUAUAUUACCAUCAUCAUCUAAUAAAAAGUCUUUCAUUAAUCCGGUUAAUCGAUGCGCCAUUAUAUGAUCAAUAUUCUAAUCUCUUUCUCUCUCUCUCUAAA